CGCGUCCAGGGGCGGACGGCAGACCCCGGGGCCCUCCUUCCACGGCCGCGGCCCACGGCCGCCGCCCCUCGCCCGCCCUUCCCGAGGCCCGUCCUGGCUCGCGGUUUGAAAGCGUGGACGUGACUGGGAGGAGUCUGGCCGCCUCGGAUUUGCGCGCUGGCGGCCCGCGGCCCGGGCGGCGACCAUGGCGGAGCCCACGGUGUGCUCCUUCCUCACCAAGGUGCUGUGCGCCAACGGCGGCCGCAUGUUCCUCCAGGACCUGCGCGGCAACGUGGAGCUCUCGGAGGCGCGGCUGCGGGCCGUGCUGCGCCAGGCAGGGCCCGAGCGCUUCCUGCUGCAGGAGGUGGAGCUGCGGGAGGGCCUCUGGGACGCCGAGGCCGAGGCGGCGGCGGGCGCGGGCGGCGCGGGCGGCGGCGGGCCCUCGGCCUGGAGGGUGGUGGCCGUGUCCUCCGCGCGCCUCUGCGCCCGCUACCAGCGCGGCGAGUGCAAGGCCUGCGACCAGCUGCACCUCUGCCGCCGCCACAUGCUGGGCAAGUGCCCGAACCGCGACUGCUGGUCUACCUGCACCCUUUCCCAUGACAUCCACACGCCUGUCAACAUCCAAGUCCUGAAAAACCACGGACUUUUUGGCCUGAAUGAGGCCCAGCUUCGGAUCCUGCUUUUGCAGAACGACCCCUGCCUUUUACCAGAGGUCUGUUUACUCUACAACAAAGGUGAAGCGCUGUAUGGUUACUGCAACCUCAAGGAUAAAUGCAACAAGUUCCACGUGUGCAAGUCCUUUGUCAGGGGAGAGUGCAAACUUCAGAAAUGCAAACGGUCCCAUCAGCUCAUUCAUGCUUCGGCCCUGAAGCUGCUGCAAGACCAAGGACUGAAUAUUCCGAGUGUUGUUAAUUUUCAGAUAAUCUCUACCUACAGGCACAUGAAGCUGCACAAGAUGCUCGAAAAUAAAGAUAUUUCAGCUUCUUCUGCUGAGCAGUCACAGGGCCUUGAGGAACAAAGAGUAUGCGUAGCUGGGGCUGCAGAAGCCAGUCCUCCGGUUUCUGUCCCUGCUCAGUUGGCCAAGAAGCCGUGCGCAGGUAGACCUUAGUGGACGUCAGUGAAACAAGAAGAAGCUUGUCCAGUUGGAAGGUCUGAAAACGAAGCUUUCCGUUGAGCUUUAAUUUGUAACCAUUUAUUCAUUUAAUCGUUUAUUUGUAAUGGUCUUGAUAAGACCUACCUCCCAGGUUGUUGGAGAAUUAAAGAAGAUGGAAAAGGAGAAGAUGUCAGAUUGGGAGGAUAAAAUUGGGGAUAGGAGGUUGGGGAUGAGGUUGGACAUUGAGCGGGCAAAGAGAGGGAAAAACGUGAGUGCAGAUGGGGUCAGUCCAGGGCAGAUCCUGGAGAUGGCAGCUUCUGCCUGCAGCUUUCCCCAGCUGGCUGGCGGGGCCUCUGAAAGGGGCGGGUUUCUGCUGACUUGUUCUGUGACCCAGCCAAGUGUUUUUCCAUAUACACAGGUUACAUUUACACACACACAUUUAUACAUUUACACAAUGUAUUGUGGUAUUCAUAGAGUAUGUACACUUCAUACUGUUUAUUUUUUUACCUGAUAUUCCAUAAGCAUCUUUCCAUAUUUGUUCACGCUCAUUAUGCUUGAACAUUAUGCAUAUGAUUAUGCAUAAUCAUUUUUAUGCACAAAUACACUAAUAUAUCAUACUUAACCAUUUCCCUUAUUUUGGGGUAUUUCGAUUCUCUCUAACAAAUUUUGAAUAUAAUUCUUAAAAUCCACACAAUAUUGAAUUUUUAAAGUUAUUCUUUACUUUUGCUUAGCUUAUAGUUGCUAAAUGAUACUAUCUUUUUUUUUUUUUUAUAAUUUUUUAUUUUAUUUUUUUUGUGAGGAAGAUCAGCCCCAAGCCAGCAUCCGUGCCAACGUUCCUCUUUUUUUUUGCUAAGGAAGACCGGCUCUGAGCCAACAUCCAUUGCCAAUCCUCUUCCUUUUUCUUCCCCAAAGCCCCAGUAGAUAGCUGCAUGUCACAGCUGCACAUCCUUCUAGUUGCUGUAUGUGGGACGCAGCCCCAGCAUGGCUGGAGAAGCGGUGCGUCAGUGUGCGCCCGGGUUAUCCGAACCCGGGCCGCCAGUAGCGGAGCGCGUGCACCCAACUGCUAAGCCACCAGGCCAGCCUGAUACUAUCUUUUGAUUUCCAUUUCUUUACAUAUAUGUGUAGGUAAAUGUUUUUCUGUGUGUCUGCUUUCUGUAUGUCUUUAUUUCGUGAGUUUUGUCCAUGCCCCUUACUUACUGGAGCUCUGCUCUGCUGGUGUGGGGUGGCCUUUGAUUAGGCUCCUUAAUUUUCAUGAGAGGAUGUCAUCUGUGCUGUGCUCAUGUGAUAGCCAAUUCUUGUGGAUCCAUCCUCACCCAGCACCACCGAGUAUAUAACUUUUGGGUGCUUCCCAGAGAUUUCUACCUCACUGUCUACUCUCCAUCUCAUAUUAAGCUUUUACCAAAGCCCACAUUGCUGUAGUUUGAAGGAUGUGUGGUUCAUCCAUUCCUCAAAGUUGUAUCCGUUCUUUCUGUGGAUCAGGAUGGACCAUCAGAAAUCUAUAUACCUCACCCAUUUCAUGUUGACUCUCCCCUUCCUCUCUUCUCUCUGCGCCCACCCACCCAGCUGUCUUUAUCAAAUUGUACUGAGAUGUUUGGUUCUUUGUUUUCAUCAAGGGGUGCCACAGAGAAGCAGUUUUAUGAAAUCCUUUCUUUUGUUUGCUGUAGUAAUAUCCCCAGAUGUCAUUAUGUUAAGUGUUUUUUAAAAAAUUUUAACUGCCCUGCAAUAACAUAACAUUUGAGAAAUAGGGACAAGGUAGUGAGUUUUUCGUAAAGCUAAAUUUAUUUAACUUAGAAAAUUUUUUAUUGUGAAAUACUAUCUUUUCUAUUGUGCAGAAAUGUCCUUUUUAAAGUGAGAAAUUGCUGUGUUUUCUCCUAAGGGAUGAUAAGAGUCAUGCAACUUAUGUUAAUCUUUUCACCUUGUCAACAACGGUAUUUCUGAAAGCCCUUGUGUUCUGCACAUCUUGUUUCUUUUUUCCUAGUUCUGAUUUCUCCUGGUGCUAAUUUUUAAAAAAAUCAUUUUUACAUUUUACUAUUAUUAUUUACAUUUUAUCCUUUUACUAUGUAUAUUUUUGUUAUAAGCCAUCUUAAAUCCUUAAUGGAAACAGUGUAGCGUGUAAAUCCAUAUCCUUCACAUUAAGAGGCUUUGCACACUUUUACAUUAUUGUAUGCUUUUUAUAUAUCUUAUAAUUAUGCUUUUAUAUAUGAAGUUAUUGACCCUCUGUAAUCUUUUUUGCAAUAUUUUAUUCAAUUCUAUAAUAUUCCAUUUUAAUUUUAGUUCUAUUGGUGUUCAUUCCAUCAAAAAUAUUUUAUAUAAUCAUACCUGUCUCUUAUUUUUGUCUGAUGAUUCAGCUGUUAGAGAGUUAUUCUCUUUGAGUUGGAGAUGAGUUUUCUUUGGCAGUCUAUUGGGGCUUAUGAGAUGAAGCUGCACAUCUGUAGCCUCCAGAAAUCCAGCAUAUCCUAAACUAAACAAUUAACUUUCCUCCAGAUUUGUUCCUCCUCAUGACUUAAGCCAAAACCCUGCAAAUUGUCCUAUACUCUUCUUUCUCCUUGUUCCCUGGGUUAAACUGGUUACCCAGUGUUGGAGAUUUUUUUCUCCUCAAAAAUCUCUCGAAUUUUUAUCCUUCUCUGCCCCUUUCUUUCCAUCUCCUACACACAACCUUGUUUCAAAACCUCAUCACCUCUCGCGUUUAUUUCACAGAUGCGUAAGUGGUUUUCAAGUCGUCUUGCAAGAGUUUUUUUGUAGGAGGUACUAGGUGGCCCUCUGUUCUACUUCAAUGAUGGUGGCCCCAUUUUAAUUUUUAACAUAGUACGCUUUUGUGCAUUUCGUUGAUCUCCUAACCUCCCUGCUCUCCCCCUGCCUUCCACCUUGCUGCCUGGUUGAUCUUUUGAAGUGCAAGCCUAAUCAUAUUGCUGUGACUGCGUUAACCUUCAUUGGUCCCCAUCACGUGGAGUAGAAGUCAUAAACUCAAAUGCCUACAGGGAACAGAAAGGUGAGCUAAAUGGAUGCAGUGAGCUGGCUGUAAGAGGAAUGGAGGAAGAGACGAAGUGCUGUGGCAAGCUAUCCUGUCUAAAAGGGGUAUCUGCCUCUUGUUUCCAUGGAAUGCAGCCCAGUUUGUCAUGUUGUCCAAUUCAUCAAAAGAAGCCAGAAAUCCAGAUAUUUAUGAGAAAUUUUCUGGCUUUUAAAUAUUGACUUUUAAUUGAGUUUUUAAAAUGCAGACCAAUAUUGUAUGUCUGACCUACCUGCAAUUUCUGGAAUGUGCCCUUUUAUCUGUGACUCUGUGUUUGUAAUGAUGCUCCCUCCAAGUGCCACUCCUUCCCUCCUUGUGCCUCACAACCUGGCAAAAUGAGAUUCUUUAAAAUGCAGUUUAGCCUUCCCUGACCCCAAGAGAGGCGGCUCUCUCAGCGCUCUCAAAGCUCUAGCAUAGCACUUACCACGUUAUAAUUCAAUGCUUUGUGUUUUUAUUCCCUAGCUUUGAGAAAAAAAAAAUUCUUGGUAGUUCUAACACUUGGUAGUUAAAUAUUUUUUGCCAUAUAAUGAAUUAAACUCUGCAUUUGAAUCCAUUGAAUCAGUAUAUGGGUUUUUGUUGUUCUUUUUUCUCCCCAAAAAUAUAUAUAUAUAUCUUGUUGUUGUUGUUGUUGUUGUUGUUGUUGUUGUUUUUUGGAAGAUCGGCCCUGAGCUAACAUCCGUUGCCAAUCUUCCUCUUUUUGCUUGAGGAAGAUGGUCGCUGAACUAACAUCUGUGCCUGUCUUCCUCUAUUUUCUAUGAAGGAUGCCACCACAGCAUGGCUUGAUGAGUGGUAUAUAGGUCCGUGCCAGGGAUCCAAACCCACAAACCCUGGGCAGCUGAAGUGGAACGCACGAACUUAACCACUAGGCCACCAGGCCGGCCCCUUCUCCCCACAUAUAUAUUUUUAAUAUUCAAAAAAUCUUUUUUUCCCCUAAGGAAUGUGUUAUAUAAGGCAAACAUCUUUUUGGUGCUUCAGUUUGAAUUGUCCAGGUCUAAAAUUAACUCUUUAAGACUUAUAUUCAUGAUAUCAGUUCUUUUCAUUAAGGCAUUAAGUCUUUCCGUUACUGAUAUUUCUUGAUUUCUUUCAUUAUAAUUUGUUCUUGUUUUUGUGUAGGUCUUAUAUAUCCCUUAUUAUAUGAGUUCUUUCUUGGCUAAAUAUAUCUGUAUUGCUGCUCAGUCUGAGAAUCUCUAUCAUUAGAAUCCUAUUUUUAAAAUAUUUGUCUUUUGGUGAAUUGUCUUUGUUCUAACAGUAUUAGAUGGCCUAUUUGUUUUUUCUAAAUAUGAAAUCAUAGCUGCAAAAAUAUUUGUAUUAUGUAUUUCUAUUUUGUUUUUUUGUGUUAAAUAAAAUUGUGAUAAAACGAUAUUUUUUGAUAUUUCUUCAUUAGAUACAAAGUUAAUUAUUGGCUUGAAACAAAUGUUCUCUGUUCAAUAAGGGAAGUAAUUUCUUCCAUUGUUUGUUAGAAGCUUUUAAUAGGAAUUGGUAUCUUUUGAUAUAAUUAUAAUUUUUAUCAUUUAAAUUACUUAGUAUUACGUUAAUGUUUUUCACGAUAUUAAAACAGCCUUAAAUUCUGAGUAAACUCCACUUGAUUAUAGCAUAUGUUCUUUAAAUGCCUUUUUUUCCUAUUUGGUAACUUUCAUUAUAAGUAUAUACAUCUAUAUAUUCCUAAAUAAAA
Messenger RNA from Diceros bicornis minor, 5751 nucleotides. It is a transcript of the gene ZC3HAV1L, whose product is annotated as zinc finger CCCH-type containing, antiviral 1 like. NCBI's taxonomy places the organism in Eukaryota, Metazoa, Chordata, Mammalia, Perissodactyla, Rhinocerotidae. The transcript has 4 exons. The coding region runs from base 185 to 1087 and encodes 300 amino acids. The record is from RefSeq and is a predicted model, not a curated record.